Colletotrichum lupini is the source of this 228-nucleotide messenger RNA. RefSeq lists its product as uncharacterized. The annotation marks the transcript as partial. The transcript has a single exon. The record is from RefSeq and is a predicted model, not a curated record. Lineage: Eukaryota; Fungi; Ascomycota; Sordariomycetes; Glomerellales; Glomerellaceae.
AAUACGUUAAUAGCGGGUAUUAUAAAGAUUAGUUUUAGCCUAAGUAGGGAAAUCGUCGCCCUAAGUAUAAUAAAAAUAAAAAUAUACUUCGGAACGAUAACUUUCUAUAUUUUACCCGUUAAUACCCUAUUUCUCUUAUAUUUAAAAAAUAUAGAUCGACUAAGUAUUAUAUUCGAUAAUAUAAAGAAUAGAAUCUCUAGUAAUAAGUACUUCGAAAUAGUUAAAUAA